AUGUUCUUUGGACUAUGCAAUUCCCCUGCAUCCUUCCAGAAAAUGAUGGACAAUAUCGUUGUCACUGAAAUAGAUGGAGGAUGGUUAAUCGUUUACAUGGACGACCUCCUUAUUUGCGCCAACACUAUCCAAAAACUUCAAGAGAAAACCCGGUCCAUCCUUUCCCAACUCUGGAAACACGAUCUCUAUAUCAAACCCGAGAAGUGUGAAUGGGAAGUUGAAGAAGUUGAAAUGCUUGGAACAAUCAUCAAGUAUGGAGAAGCGAAGAUGUCCAAGAAAGAUCAAAGCCGUUGCCAACUGGCCAUCCCCACUACCGUUCACCAAACCGAGGAUUCGUUGGACUUGCUAACUUUUACAGAAGAUUCAUUUGCAAGUUCUCCAAGAUCGCCCGACCCCUCCAUGACCUCGCAAAGAAAGACGCCUUCUUUGAUUGGAACCCCAAAUGCCAAGUAG
This is a messenger RNA of Cyclocybe aegerita, 453 nucleotides long. NCBI's taxonomy places the organism in Eukaryota, Fungi, Basidiomycota, Agaricomycetes, Agaricales, Hemipholiotaceae. The record is from the annotation of a GenBank genome assembly.